Messenger RNA from Desarmillaria tabescens, 2617 nucleotides. RefSeq names its product leucine-rich protein. The coding region runs from base 115 to 2418 and encodes 767 amino acids. Gene Ontology annotation, molecular function: protein binding. The transcript has 2 exons. NCBI's taxonomy places the organism in Eukaryota, Fungi, Basidiomycota, Agaricomycetes, Agaricales, Physalacriaceae. Gene Ontology annotation, cellular component: cytoplasm. The record is from RefSeq and is a predicted model, not a curated record.
GGUUGCGUUCCAUUGCCAAUGCCCAUAUCGAAUGCCGUGGCUGCUACUCAUGUGUUGAUGCUGCUGCCCUAUCCAAUUAUCUGCAUCAUUUUUCCGUUCUAAACAGCCAAUACAAUGGCUCACGAACUAGGCGACGACUACAUUCGACGGAUAGCCAGCUUUAUCCGUAACAAUGAAAAGAAUCUAGCCGAAGCCGGAUUUGUUCGCAGACGUCGACCUCGCCAGCCUGCACCGGAUGCUGCUUCUCUCUUCAAUCCACUAGGGUGGUUUGGCGCUGACGCUGCCCCUGCAUCCCCAGUCAAGCCCAUCAUUUUGUCCAUAGACACCCACCAUCUCUUCUAUCUCCUCAUGCGCCUUGAGGCCCUCGGUAUCGAUAUUGGAACCCUUGAUGUCCGCGUCGAUGCUCCCUCCAGGCCAAUGAGUUACAUAAACCUCUUCCCUGAUACCGACAAGUCUGAAACCCUUUCCCUCGCUUCAUUUCGUUCUUCCCUAUCUGCAGUAUCAUCCUUCUCUCUUGGGGGUGGAUGGUGGGGGAAGCCGGAACAACCGUCUCUCGAUUCGGAACUCAAAUACAUCUACAGUAGUUUCACCAAGCUACCCGCCUUAUCCGUCACUGCCCCAGGUCGGAAAAUGAUUUCCGAACUCGCAAAUGAACCUCCCAAUGAAAAUGCUAUCCCCCUUAAUGCAUUCAAGAACCUGCAGAGCUUGGAGUGUGUUGAUAUCGAUCCUCGUUCACUGCUUGGGUGGGACCGACUUGCUGAAAGUUUGCGCAGUUUGAAGAUAAAGAAGAGCGGGCUUGAGGACAUAUCAGACAUUUUCAUUGGGGCGGUACUUGAUGACCAAGCUAGAAGAGAUGGAAGUACCAGUCGGAAGCGGCAUAGAAGAAUCCCCCGUGGGCCGGAACGACGGUCAUCUUUCUAUUCCACUCAGUUACCAAACUCUGUGCCGGAGGACGAGGACGGUGAGAACCCUAACCACGAAGUUUCUUCUGUGCCACAGAAUGGCACCGUCACACCACUACCCCAGCUUUCUUCCCUUAAAUGGGCUUUUCUUAAACAUCUGUCCCUUGCCGACAAUGCCUUGGCCUUUUUUCCAGCGGAAUUAAUACCCCAUCUCACAUCUUUGGUCCAUUUGGAUCUGUCGUCAAAUCUUCUUGUAUCUGUCCCCUCUGGCCUCGGUUCUCUUUAUAACCUUGUCUCCCUCAAUCUCUCAGAUAACAUGAUUGACUCUGUUCUCGGAAUUUAUCUCAAUUUAGGACAGGUUCUUCAUUUGAACCUUUCUCACAAUCGCCUCGAAUCAAUAUGUGGGCUGGAGCGGUUGCACGCAUUGGAGCGCGUCGAUUUACGCUACAACUCCCUUGAUGAUUGUGCUGAGAUUGGAAGGUUGGCGCCUCUACCUAACAUUACGGAAGUCUGGGUAGAAGGCAAUCCCUUUACAGAGGACGAAGGAUACAGGAUUCCCUGUUUUGACUUCUUCUGGAAAGAAGGGAAGACCAUUACUCUUGAUGGAUCACUACCAGGCUUUUACGAGAAACGGAACCUGACUAUACCACCGCCAGAGCAAAUGUCUUCGUCUCGUCCGCUGUCCGUAGCCUACUCGCCGCCCACAGUUGCUGUUGGCCAUGCCUAUCCUCAUUCCCAUCAUUCAUCGCCUAACGCGGUACCCCACGCCGGCAAACAACCAUCACCUUCCACUUCAACCCCUGGUUCUCCACAUCUUGCCCCCGUAGGUGCUGUAGGAGUCGGAGGAAAGGCGCGUCGGAAGAAAGUAAAGCGGAUAGUCGAUCUAGAUGGCAACAUCAGUGAUGGUAGCAUGGCGAGCUCCUCUCAUCGACGCACUCGGUCCGAUGGGUCAGGUAAGGCGAAGGCGAAGGCGAAAGCAAAGCCCAAGAAGCCUAGAGACACGAGCCCUUUAGGCCCAACGAAGGAAUGGAGUCGGUUCGAAACGCUCCUGGAGAAAGAGGGGGGAGAACUUGUUGCAGGAGAUCAUGCCAACCUCAAUCCUCACCCUCAGGAAGCACAAUCCUCGAGCACACCGGCUUCACCACAGCGGCCCGCUCGCCCGUCAAAGCAUGUUCGUCAUCACACUGAUCUUGCUCCAGUCUCUCCAACCCAAUCAUCUGGUUUCCCGGAUAUUCAGCCCAAGUCUUCCAACUCUAUCAGCUCACAGUCUCUUCGGACACGUGGUUCGCAUACACUGUCUUUUAAAUCUGCGGCACGCCGUGCUCGCGUCACUGCGUCUGUAUACGAACCCGCUACCCUGGGUUCAGAUAGAGAGGAUAUCCAAGGGGAAGAGAUCAAUGACAAUGCCGAUGCGUACAGGCGCAAGAUUGAGGCCUUGAAGAAGGAUAUGGGUGAUGGAUGGCUGAAGGUUUUUAGUCAAACGCAGAUGAAAGCCACGACUCCACCCUCUUUGUAGCAUUAGCCGUCGUUUCUCAUGCACUUAUUCGCUUGGAACACAUGCAGGACUUUGGAUUUUGGCCAUUCCUUUGUAUUAAUAUAUGCCCAUCUAUUGACAUUAAUCCGGUAUACCUAUUAUUUAAUAUUUAGAACCAUCUUGGGCGGUCAAAGGUUGGGCCAAUUUGAUGAGCUUGAAUGUGACAGUUGUUUGUCACGGU